ACCGUGGCUCCGCCCCCGAGAUUGUCGCGCCCACAGCCUCGCCUCCCAUGGAUCCUCUCGCCUCUGCAUCUCGCCAUUGUUGCCGCCAUUCUCGCGCCCGUGCCCCUCCAUUCUCGCCUCCGCCCCCGGAUCCUCUCGCCCCCGCGACCUUCGAUGGAAGCCCGCAAUCUGCGCCCUUCCAUCGCCGCAAUGCAUCGAUCCCAUUCCAUUUUGCGAGAAGGGCGGGCGCGUGCAGGGCUUCGCAAUGGCUGACGGUUCAAUUGGAAGAUCAACCACAGGGAGUAGGACUCCUAAAUGAGCCGCCAACUGUUCUUCUCCUUCCCAAUCAUCGGCAAUCCCACACGCUCUGGUGGCUAAGGCUGCGGGAUUCCCAGGUGCAGCGUGCUGGGGUCGCCCAGGCACGGAGUCGGCCACCACGCAGCAGCCGUCGCCCCUCCACCUCGUUGUCGUCCGUCCAUGGUACACCUCGCCCGCGGCCAUCAUCCCUACACUAGUACCAGCGCGUGUAUCGAGUUACAGUUCUCUCUGUUUUCUUCUGAAGAGUGAGCAAAGGAUGCACACGCUGGUACUGUGGUAUGUGCUGAUCGAUUAACUGUAAUGAGCCUGUGUUGAUCCAUUUUCUUCCUACGAAGGGUGAUAGAAGAUGCAGAGGAGAGGGGUUGGCCCUCUUUGCUAUUUAGAGAGGUUACAGGCUCAUUGCAGUUAUGCCGACUAAAUACUCGCUUGUCAUGCAGAUCUUGUUGUGGUUCAUGAGCACUGAGCUAUACUUCAACUUAACUGGUAUGAUUAGUUGAAAGAAAGGUACAACAUCACCUUACGUGUUGAAUUGCCUUGAUUAAGAAAUUUAUGGGUAGCCUUCCGUGUGUGUAUGUGUGUGCAGAUUCAGCCCUUGGCUUUCUGGGCAUGUUUGACAAAGUUGAAUAGCUAUGAAACCGAAAACAACUGCCAAAUGUACAUGUUCUGAAUCAAGUUAUGAUGCUAAUGUCUCAGCGAAUGUACAUGUUCUGAAUCAAGCAAUGGCGAAUUUUGAAGCCCACUUUAGAUUAAUCGGUAUAUAUGGAUACAGUAGCAUGUGUUCAAAUGAUGCUUAUUUCUCAACGAAUAGUAGCAAUCAUUGGUCAGGACAUGUAGCUUAAUGCUAUCUUGUUGUUAUUACAUGGGUGUCGUAACACCUUGCCGACUGUUCAUAAACGCAGGACCUGAGAUCUAGAAGGACACAACAGGCAAGGUGGAUGUAUUCGUAGCUGGUUCAGGCACAGAAGGCAUAGUUUAUUGUUUCUUUUACAUUCAGUUUACUGCUUCUUAAGGAAUUAUUCAACUAGGAACAUGUACUGAAUAUGGGAUUCAGGUUGAAAUAAAGCGUAUAUUUUCUGUUUGUUGGUGAAUGUAAAUGAAGAUAAA
This is a messenger RNA of Zea mays, 1401 nucleotides long. RefSeq lists its product as uncharacterized. NCBI's taxonomy places the organism in Eukaryota, Viridiplantae, Streptophyta, Magnoliopsida, Poales, Poaceae. The record is from RefSeq and is marked validated. The transcript has a single exon. Bases 48 to 494 code for a protein of 148 amino acids.